Messenger RNA from Microthlaspi erraticum, 1149 nucleotides. The record is from the annotation of a GenBank genome assembly. NCBI's taxonomy places the organism in Eukaryota, Viridiplantae, Streptophyta, Magnoliopsida, Brassicales, Brassicaceae.
AUGAGAGAGAGUAGCCAUAGACCUCUCAUAUUUGGAACCCCUUUCCUGUCUACUGUGGGUGCCAUAUUUGAUUUCCCCAAUCAAAGAAUCUCUUUCAACAAGGUGAACAAGGGUAUGUUCUUCCCUAUGUGUUCAACAAAGAACUCUUUUGUUGACAUGGUCCAAGAGGAGAAAGUUACUUUGAAGCCACCCCAAGAAGGAGAAACUGAAGAAACAAUCAAGGAAGAUCCCAUUCCUAAGCCCAAGCAGCUUGCCAAACAAGCAAGGAGUAAGACUAAGGCCCCUACACCAAAACCGCCCAAGGGAUCAACCAAGAUUGAAGAUGAGGCCAAGCCAAGAAGAAGGUUAGAAAACCUAGGCAGUAGUGCCAAGGGACAUUCAUGGAGAGAUUGUCUAUCCAGCUGUGAAUCACCCACCAGAUACUCAUUGCAAGGAGAAAAGACUUGGAGGAUCAAAGAUGCCUCUUGUCUCCAUCUUCUCCUGAGCGCCAAGCCUUACAGUCAAGCUAAAGACUUAAAACAAGCGCUGCAUGGGAGGCAACCCAUGAGGAUAGAAGGAGAAAAAGGUGUGAAAACACAAUCCGCGCCAAAACAUUGGCCGCGGACGCGCAAGAAAAUUUUGGCCGAGCAAUUCUCAACCUGGCCGACCGUCACGGUCGAGCCGGGAAGGAAUAGCUCGUGCUCGGCCGGAUCGCUUCAAUUUGCGCGACAGAAAACGUUCGAGCGCACGCGCGAACAGGGAAAGAUUAGGCCGCGAUCGGCCGGAUUUUGUAUCGGAACGGACCGACCGCGGUCGAUCCGGGAAACAAACGACCGGAUCGGCCGAUUUUCUCGACCAAAACAAAAUUUGGCCGACCAAUCGCUCGACCGCGACAAAUUGCUCGGCCAUCGGCCCAAAACUUUUCAAGGCCAAGGUACACCAAUGGCAAAGACAAAAGGAAAUGAGAGUAUGAAGAAGAAGAACCCAUUCAUGGAACCACCAAAGAAACAAAUCAAGCUAGGGAGUAGUAGCUCCAAUGCAAGAGCAGCAAUACCAACUUCACCACAUUCCAUUGAUGCAAUCAAGAACAUGUGGAGAGUCCAAGAGAGAGAAGAUGAUUGGGCACUUGUAACCUUUGUUGGAGAACAAUCAAGACCCAAGAAAGUGUAA